This is a messenger RNA of Heteronotia binoei (common prickly gecko), 2077 nucleotides long. RefSeq names its product protein phosphatase 4 catalytic subunit (gene PPP4C). Gene Ontology annotation, cellular component: cytoplasm; nucleus. Gene Ontology annotation, biological process: peptidyl-serine dephosphorylation; double-strand break repair via homologous recombination. The record is from RefSeq and is a predicted model, not a curated record. Gene Ontology annotation, molecular function: protein serine/threonine phosphatase activity. NCBI's taxonomy places the organism in Eukaryota, Metazoa, Chordata, Lepidosauria, Squamata, Gekkonidae. The coding region runs from base 192 to 1115 and encodes 307 amino acids. The transcript is spliced from 9 exons.
GAAAGGUCCUUUCCUCUCGCUUUACCCCGACUUUCUUUUUUCGAAGAGGAAGCGGAAGUGACGUACAACGCGGAGCACUUGGUGGGAGAGCCGGAAAGGGAGAGGGGGAGGGGCCGGGGCCGGGAGCCGGAGGGAGCCGCGGAGCAGCCGCCACCGUCGCCGCCGCUGCCACCGGGACCCCAGGGAGCAAGAUGGCUGAAAUCAGUGACCUUGACCGCCAGAUUGAACAACUACGGCGCUGUGAGCUCAUCAAAGAGAGCGAGGUCAAAGCCCUCUGUGCCAAGGCCAGAGAGAUCUUGGUAGAGGAAAGCAAUGUCCAGAGAGUAGAUUCUCCAGUAACGGUUUGUGGAGAUAUCCAUGGCCAAUUCUAUGAUCUUAAAGAGCUUUUCAGGGUGGGUGGUGAUGUGCCUGAGACCAACUAUCUCUUCAUGGGAGACUUUGUCGACCGUGGUUUCUACAGUGUUGAAACGUUCUUGCUACUACUGGCCCUCAAGGUCCGCUACCCUGACCGGAUCACCCUGAUUCGCGGCAACCAUGAAAGCAGACAGAUCACCCAGGUUUAUGGGUUUUACGAUGAAUGCCUGAGGAAAUAUGGCUCUGUCACUGUGUGGCGGUACUGCACUGAGAUCUUUGACUACCUCAGCCUCUCUGCGAUCAUUGAUGGCAAGAUUUUCUGUGUCCAUGGUGGUCUCUCGCCCUCCAUCCAGACGCUGGACCAGAUCAGGACGAUAGACCGUAAACAAGAAGUUCCUCACGAUGGUCCCAUGUGUGAUCUUCUCUGGUCUGACCCUGAAGACACUACAGGAUGGGGGGUGAGCCCUCGGGGGGCUGGCUACUUAUUUGGCAGUGACGUGGUGGCACAAUUCAACGCAGCGAAUGACAUUGACAUGAUCUGCCGGGCACACCAGCUGGUUAUGGAAGGGUACAAGUGGCACUUCAAUGAGACAGUUCUUACUGUCUGGUCAGCUCCCAACUACUGCUACCGCUGUGGAAAUGUGGCAGCCAUACUGGAACUAGAUGAACACCUUCAGAAGGAAUUUAUCAUCUUUGAAGCAGCCCCUCAAGAAACUCGAGGCAUCCCAUCUAAGAAGCCUGUUGCGGACUACUUCCUGUGAAUGCUCUUCCCAUCUCCAUUGUGCAGUUUCUGUUUUCUAUCGUGGCUGGGGUGGGCAGCCUUUCCCUCCCCCCAAGUCUGGCAGGGUUCAGGUUUCCCUCUUUCAGGUCUUUUCUCUCCCUGUUCCCCACCCCCCCACCCGUGCCCAAUAAAUCCUCAGUUCUGGACUCCUUAGUCUGAAUUGGAUAUAUAUUUUUCUGCAUUAUUGUAUCCCAGCCAGUCUCUCCGCCCUUUGUGGUUUUUUUGAAGGCUGCCCUAAUGUUUAUUCCCCACCUAUGAUACUGCUUGGGAAGUCUGGUUAUUGGAGAGACCCAGAUCACUCUGUGCAAAAUCUAGAAAUGCAGAGAACAGGAGAUUCAGAGUUCUUUGGUUUCAUUAGAGGAGCGGCUGAUUGGCUUCCUUGCCCAGCUGUCUGAGGUAUACGUAGUGUUUCUCUAUUCCCGAAAAGUAUUGGAAACUACUAGUGGGGAAAGAGCAAGCUGGGUUUAAAUGCACCCCACCGCUCCCAAUUCAGUGGCCAAAAAAAUGUCAAGUUCCCUGGGAGGGAAAAGUCUCUGGACUAGUUCCUGUCUCUGAGAGAAAAUGGGAAGCACCCUUUCUGGUCAGCUGACCAUGGAACUCUUUGGAUUUGGUGCCAUUCUAUUACAUUUAAAGCAGAAAACAGGAAGUGCUUGAAACCUAGACCUGUCUGGUUGCUGGAAGACCUGGAACACUGGUUUCCCAGCACUUCAGUGCAUUGUCUGCUUAAACUACGUGGAAGAGAUUGACCAGAAAGUGCUUCUUUCUCUUCUUUUUUUAAAGGUGCUACCACCUCUUAAACUUAUCUGGGCAGUUAAACUGUCCCCAAGUGUAUCACAAUUAGAAGAUGCGCACAGUGGUAGACUUUCUGGUCAUUGGAGGUUCCAAGUAUUUAUGGAAUCCUUUCAAGUCUGGUAGUCAGUUUACUAAAAUUUUAUCACCAGA